GAUGGAUGAUUUGAUUCUGCCAAAUAUCAGAAUCGGCUUCGAGCUGAAAAACUCCAUUUGGGUCGGCCCCUAACAUCCAUCUGCUCGUAUCUCAAACCUCCAUCCAUCACCGUGCUGCCAUCUUAAAUACUUCUUGUAGUGAACACACAACUCCUCUUAACUGGUUGACUUCUCCUUUUUUUAAAAAUAAGCUGCGAUUCAACAGGAAGCGAGGCCAAACCGCAGAAGCAUCUCGCGCGCCUGUUUCAACACGUCUCCGAAACAGACGCAACGCCUUCGUGACCUCACCGAAGGGGGCGGGCACGGGGGCGGGCUGCGUGCAGCCGUAACAGGAAGACAGCGAAGAGAGAGCAGAAAGAGAGAGUGUGAAGAAAGUCCCCCACUGGGAAACGCCAGCAGUUUGUUGUUGUUUUUUUGUCAGCUCCGUCAGGGUUCCGACAAGAUGUAAACUUGGUCCACCGUGGUGACUGCAAGAUGUUCUAGAAGAGGUCACACAAGGCAAGAAGAUCGAUGGCGUGCGCCGAGCUGAACGUGGUCGACGUGUCUGAAGGUGCGGCCCGCACGGAGCGAGAAGGCGGGGCCCAGGCGCAGGCCGCCGAAAAAGUCACAAAUGCCGAAAAGAUCUUCAAAGCCCACCGGGACCGAGACGAGCGCCCGGAGGGGCAAAGUCCGGAUGUGGCGUGUGACUUGCUCCAGAUUCCGCGUGGAGCACGCGGAGGCGGGCCUCCUGGCGCCGGACUUCCCGGAGUCGCUGUACGAGUUGCUGUGCACGCUGCAGGAGGGCCGACGCCUCAACGACCAGCGCUGCUCCUUCACGCUGGAGGGCGGCGGCGCGACGACGAGGAGGAGAUGCCACUCCGAGCCCAACGCCGCCAAGCCGACGCACAGAGUGAUCUUCUCGUCCAUGACGUCGCUGCAGCGAGAGGAAUUUUUCGAGCUGGUGGCGAAGGCGCAGGCUCGCCGCCUGGACGAGCAGCGGGCGCAGCUGCAAAGGUCGCCGCGGGGCAAGCAGAAAGGUCGAAGCUUCCGAGGAAGUCUCAAGCAGCUCUCGUUGACCAGGAGAGUCCCCAAGGCGCCCGCCAAAGAGGAGCUCUACAACAUGAUCCUCACCACGCAGGCUCAAGGCAGGCUGGAGGAUCAGCGCAGCAGGCCUCCCGGCCCCAUGGAUGACGACGACUUCUUCUCGCUGCUGCUGAGGGUCCAGGGGGGGCGCAUGGACGAGCAGAGGACUGAACUGCCUCGCAUGCUGCAAACAUGAGGAGAACCGGAAAAAAAAAAGCUUGAAUGUGAAUGAUCGUUUUGCUUUCUUCCCAAGUCGCGCAGGUCACUGAAUGUCGGGGGGGUUGUCUGGUGCCCUCCCAACUCCGAGGAUUGUUCGCUGCCUAAAAAUUCAUUAAAGAAAAAGUGCAUCCCA
Molecule: messenger RNA, 1414 nt
Organism: Phycodurus eques (leafy seadragon)
Lineage: Eukaryota; Metazoa; Chordata; Actinopteri; Syngnathiformes; Syngnathidae
Product: G-protein-signaling modulator 1-like
Exons: 6
Coding region: 611-1258 (215 amino acids)
Biological process (GO): regulation of inflammatory response
Molecular function (GO): GTPase regulator activity; protein binding
Source: RefSeq, a predicted model, not a curated record